AUGCCGUCGAUCAUCCCAAUCCUCAGUAUCGUCGUUGGCUGCACCAGUUUGUUACUUCUGUGCCUCGACCGUGUACGCGCGAUACUCUGGCCACUCAGCUACCGUCUCCAACGCGGUCGGGCGGCCUGUCGCACGUACACCACGUUGUUUCUAUGCUUCAUCGCAGCCGCGGGGAUUCUGGUUAUGGUGCAGGACGACAGCGACUCCGACAAGCCGGUCAUCUGCAGCAUACCGUCCGGGCUCGGCCCUCGCCCUCGCCUCAUCUUCGUCUUCCUCCUCUUCCUCACCUCCGGUCUCAUGGCCACACUAUACUUUGUAUGUGCAGCUGUUCUCCGGACGCAUACUUGCUCCAACAAAAGACGGCGCUGCAUCUUCCGUUCGAUCCUGUGCUGUGCCCUCGUCGCCCUCAUCGGCCUCGUUCUCACAGCCACCGUAAACCUGUCACUGAUCGUCUACGCGGAAUAUGACGUGCGACAACGAAAUCCGGCAGCCAGUCGUGAGCCUGGGCACUUCCUUUUCCUCUCGGCAGCAACACUCGAACUGCUCGUCCAGAGGACGCCCCGGUGUCGAGUGGUCGAGAUUUGUUCGGGCAUCAUCCUCAAUGCCCUCUGCUCAGCCAACUACUGCAUCUACUUCAAAAUGAGUUGCGACUACCGAAGAGCCCUCAAGAACCAGUGGCAGCGCAUCGGGUUGGCCAUGCAAAACUCCGAAUCCGAGACAACGGAAGUGCAAAGGAGCAUGUUA
Messenger RNA from Mesorhabditis spiculigera, 744 nucleotides. The record is from the annotation of a GenBank genome assembly. Lineage: Eukaryota; Metazoa; Nematoda; Chromadorea; Rhabditida; Rhabditidae.